GACAUGAUUUUUAUUCCCUAUGGUACUCUUAAGUUUGCGUAUGCGCCUGAAAAGAAAUACUGAUAAGAUUAAUUUGCAAAAAAGUAAUCAAAAACACAGAUAAAAAGGAGUUUAGAAUUCAGUUAGAAAUGGCUGCUCUAGAGCAUUCUAAUUCUGUUGCACUAUCAAAGGUUGCAAUCUCCAACACUCACGGCGAGGACUUUCCUUACUUUGCUGGAUGGAAAGCAUACGACCAGAAUCCUUACAAUGAGUUGAGUAAUCCGUCUGGAGUCAUACAGAUGGGAUUAGCCGAAAAUCAAGUUUCAUUUGAUCUGGUGGAGAAGUUUUUAGAGAAGCAUUAUGAAGAAUUUAGCUGGGAACAAGAAGCCUCCAGGUUCCGGGAGAAUGCUUUGUUCCAAAGUUACCGUGGACUAAAAUCCUUCAGGCAAGCCAUGGCAGGGUUCAUGGAGGAAAUCAGGGAAGGAAGAGCUAAAUUUGAUCCUGAGAGAAUUGUCAUCACCGCGGGUGCAACUGCCGCCAAUGAGCUUUUGACAUUUAUUAUAGCUGAUCCCGGUGAUGCUUUAUUAAUUCCAACACCUUAUUAUCCAGGUGGUGACGACUCUGUUGUUGUAAGAGUAAAUUGUUCCAACUCUGAACCCGGGGAGGCCGAGGUCUUUGGACAGGCUAUAGACGAUGUGAACUCUUUCUGCUUCUUUGAACUGACGGGCUUCCAGAAUUUCAGCAAUGCUGAUGAAUUCCGAUGAAGAGAAGGUCGAGCCAGAGUAAAUUUCAUCGCAGACAAGGUGAAUGUUUUUCUGGAUUACGAAAUCGAGAGUCUGUUCCAAGACGGAGCGCUGGAUUGUUGUACCUAAUGGAUUUGACGGAUUUGUCAUUAGAAUUCCUUUUACUUUGACAUUCAUGCAUUCUGCUUCUCUGUAUGCAGCCUCCAGAGCUUUCGGAGUGACUUGGAAAUUAUUCUUGCUGUCACAAUGAAUUGGGAUAAUUUCC
This is a messenger RNA of Rubroshorea leprosula, 987 nucleotides long. The record is from the annotation of a GenBank genome assembly. NCBI's taxonomy places the organism in Eukaryota, Viridiplantae, Streptophyta, Magnoliopsida, Malvales, Dipterocarpaceae.